AAAGUUUCCACCGGGAUCUCCUUUCUCCAACUCUGGGCUGCUCACUGGGCAGCUCCCUCCACUGCCCCGUGAGCUGCCGGCCCGCUUGGCCCUGCCCUGUGGUGCCUACACCCUGGGGACAACUGCUGGGCUGCUGGGUUGCUGCCCGCGGGAGCUCGGACCAGCCAGGAGGGGCGCGGCGGACGCAAGACCACGCCCAGAGGACUCUCCACCCCCACUCUGUUACCUCUUAGCGACCCCAGCCCGUUCUCCGCAGGCCGCUUCUUGGGAGGCGGGGCCGCAGCUGGGCCACCGCGGGCGCACCAUGGCCGCUGCCCAGCCCAAGCCCCUCCUGGGGGCGGCCGCGGCCCAGCGCCUGGCCCGGGGCUGCUGGUCCGCCUUCUGGGACUACGAGACGCCCAAGGUGAUAGUGGUGAGGAACCGGCGCCUGGGCGUCCUGUACCGCGCGGUGCAGCUGCUCAUCCUGCUCUACUUCGUGUGGUACGUGUUCAUCGUGCAAAAGAGCUACCAGGACAACGAGACCGGCCCGGAGAGCUCAGUCAUCACCAAAGUCAAGGGGGUCACCAUGUCGGAGGACAAAGUGUGGGAUGUGGAGGAGUUCGUGAAGCCCCCUGAGGGGGGUAGCGUGUUCAGCAUCAUUACCAGGAUUGAGGUCACCCCUUCCCAGGCCUUAGGAACCUGCCCAGAGAGCAUGAGGGUCCCCAACGCCACUUGCCACUCAGAUGACGACUGCAUGGCUGGGGAACUGGACAUGUUGGGGAAUGGGCUGCGGACUGGGCACUGUGUGCCCUACUACCAGGGACCCUUUAAGACCUGUGAGGUGUCUGGCUGGUGCCCAGUGGAAGAUGGCACCUCUGUCAGCCAAUUCCUGGGUAAGAUGGCCCCAAACUUCACCAUCCUCAUCAAGAACAGCAUCCACUACCCAAAGUUCCGCUUCUCCAAGGGCAACAUCGCAGACCGGAAGGAUGAGUACCUGAAGCACUGCUCAUUCCAUGAGGUCUCAGACCCCUACUGCCCCAUCUUCAGGCUGGGCUUCAUUGUGGAGCAGGCUGGGGAGAACUUCACGGAGCUGGCAUAUAAGGGUGGCGUCAUAGGUGUCAUCAUCAACUGGGACUGUGACCUGGACCUGGAUGCAGCCGCAUGCAACCCCAAGUACUCCUUCCGGAGGCUUGACCCCAAGCAUGUACCUGCCUCAUCGGGCUAUAACUUCAGGUUUGCCAAGUAUUACAAGAUAAACGGCACCACCACCCGCAUGCUCAUCAAAGCCUAUGGGAUCCGCAUUGAUGUCAUUGUGCAUGGACAGGCCGGGAAGUUCAGCCUGAUUCCUACUAUCAUCAAUCUGGCCACGGCUCUGACCUCCAUCGGGGUGGGAUCCUUCCUGUGUGACUGGAUCUUGCUAACAUUCAUGAACAAAAACAAGGUCUACAGCCAUAAGAAAUUUGACAAGGUGUGUACGCUGAGGCGCCCCUCAGGUAGCUGGCCCAUGACCCUUGCCCUUGUUUUGGGCCAGAGUCCUCCCCCACCUGGUCACUGCACUGUGGACCAGCCACCCAGUUCCCCUCAUCCAGGAGGGCCACAGUUGGGACGAGGGGCAGAGAUAGGCCCAGCUGUCCUGGGCCCCCUCCCUUGCUCUGUCUCUGCCCCACCUGAGCAGAUGGCAGACACUCUUGGACAGAGUACAGGACAAAGCCUUCCCACCUUUGAGCCUCUCCAACAGGACUCUACACCCACGGACCCCAAAGGUUUAGCCCAACUUUGAGCCUCCUGUCCUCGUCAUGCUGUGCUGCAGACACUGGCGCACCGGGGCCAGAAACAAGGCCCGGAUGGCCCUGGCAGCCCCGCUGGAGACUCUGCAUGGUGGACCUGGGCCAAACAUCUCCAUAAGACACAAGAACCAGAGGUUGCCCUCCUCUUCCCAUUGGUCCUCCAAUCCUACAGCCUCCAGGGAUCUGUAGGGAGAGGCAUUUCCCUCUACCCCAUUACCUUUCUCUGCAACUGCUCUUGGGGCCUUGGGGAAGCUGCCUCCAAUCUCCACCUUGAGCUUUGUAACCUUGAACUCUGUUGGACCCUUCCCUUAGAAGUCAUGACAUGCUCAGAGUCCAAUAAACCUAUA
Nycticebus coucang (slow loris) is the source of this 2113-nucleotide messenger RNA. It is a transcript of the gene P2RX2, whose product is annotated as purinergic receptor P2X 2. NCBI's taxonomy places the organism in Eukaryota, Metazoa, Chordata, Mammalia, Primates, Lorisidae. Gene Ontology annotation, molecular function: ATP binding; extracellularly ATP-gated monoatomic cation channel activity; purinergic nucleotide receptor activity. Gene Ontology annotation, biological process: response to ATP; monoatomic cation transmembrane transport. The transcript has 11 exons. Gene Ontology annotation, cellular component: plasma membrane; nuclear inner membrane. The record is from RefSeq and is a predicted model, not a curated record. Bases 305 to 1759 code for a protein of 484 amino acids.